Messenger RNA from Cyprinus carpio (common carp), 2486 nucleotides. RefSeq names its product heterogeneous nuclear ribonucleoprotein K-like. The transcript has 16 exons. Gene Ontology annotation, cellular component: cytoplasm; nucleus. Gene Ontology annotation, molecular function: mRNA binding. The coding region runs from base 209 to 1687 and encodes 492 amino acids. The record is from RefSeq and is a predicted model, not a curated record. Gene Ontology annotation, biological process: regulation of transcription by RNA polymerase II; regulation of mRNA splicing, via spliceosome. NCBI's taxonomy places the organism in Eukaryota, Metazoa, Chordata, Actinopteri, Cypriniformes, Cyprinidae.
UGGAAAGAUUUUGUGCGUCAUUGUUGUUGCGAAGUGGGAGGACGACGGGAACAGUUCGGUAGAUACAUUUCCUGACACAAAAAUCAUCUUAUUAUUGUUUCUACGCAGUUAACCAGUGUGUUCCGGUGUGAAACAGGUUCAAAAUCUAAAUUAUUGAGAUAUCCAUUUGGAGAGAGGACUGUACAUCUCGGCUAGUUCUAGAUAGAUAAUGGAGCUAGAAAAUGACCCACAGGAAGAGGAGACUUUCAGCAGCAAAGAGAGCAAUGGCAAGCGCUCUGCUGAGGAGACGGAGGAGGACAAGCCUCAUAAGCGAUCCCGAAAUUCUGACGACAUGGUGGAGCUCAGAAUCCUGCUACAGAGCAAAAACGCCGGAGCGGUGAUCGGAAAGGGUGGGAAGAAUAUUAAAGCCCUGCGCACAGACUACAAUGCCACUGUGUCUGUCCCAGACAGCAGUGGGCCCGAGCGAAUCCUCAGCAUAAGUGCAGAUAUUCCCACGGUAGCUGAGAUAUUGCUGAAGGUCAUACCUACUCUGGAAGAGAGUUCUACAUGUGCAGUGGUUAAAACAAUGCUUCCAAAAGACCCCUACCGAAAAUUUUCAUAUCAGCAUCAUAACGGUGUGGACUUUGACUGCGAGCUGAGGAUGCUCAUCCAUCAGAGUCUAGCUGGGAGCAUCAUUGGCGUGAAGGGCGCUAAGAUUAAGGAACUCCGUGAAAGCACCCAGACCACCAUCAAGCUCUUUCAGGAGUGCUGUCCUCAGUCCACUGACCGCGUGGUGCUCGUGGGGGGGAAAGCGGAGCGGGUGGUGCAGUGCAUUAAGACCAUGCUGGAGCUCAUUGUGGAGGCUCCCAUUAAAGGUCGAGCUCAGCAGUACGACCCUAACUUUUACGAUGAGACGUAUGACUAUGGUGGCUUCAGUAUGAUGCAUGAAGAUCGGGGCCGUCGGCCAAUGGGAGGCUUCUCCUCGAGGGGGCGUGGCAGCGGUGGAGGCUUCGAUCGAAUGCCCCCCAGCGGGGGUCGUGGCGGUCACCACAUGCAAAACAGGAGAGACUACGAUGACAUGAGCCCACGCAGGGGCCCCCCUCCAGCCCAGAGAGGGGGAAGAGGAGGGAGUCGCCCUCACCGAAGCAUGCCCAUGGGACCCCCACACCACAGGAGAGGUGAUGAUCAGUACUCCUACAGCUCCCAGCGUGGCCACAUGGAAGAACGGCGGCACGGGGAAAGACGAGGGCGCAAUGAUCGUUAUGGAGGCAGCAUGAACGAUGGAUAUGACAGCAGUCCAUCUUGGGAUUCCUCUUAUCAGUCUGGUGGAAGGAGUAGUUACACCGAAGGUCCUGUGAUCACCACACAAGUGACCAUUCCUAAAGAUGUGAGUAAAUCGCUCCUGGAUUGCUACGCUUUACACCUGACACACACGUGUUUACGUCCCUCUGCUGUGAUUCUCAGCUGGCGGGAUCCAUCAUCGGUAAAGGCGGUCAGAGGAUCAAGCAGAUUCGGCAUGAGUCCGGAGCCUCGAUCAAAAUCGACGAGCCCCUGCAGGGUUCAGAGGACCGCAUCAUCACCAUCACCGGGACCCAAGACCAGAUCCAGAACGCUCAGUACCUGUUACAGAACAGCGCUCUACACCUCUUGGGACGCCAGAACUGACCAGCCCACGUUUCUCAGGAUGUCCAUCCAGCUGCGGGACUGACCCUGUCUGUCACCUUCAUAGGAGUGAAUCCUAGAAUCGUACGAGCCCGAGCCCUCUGAUUGUCCUUGAUUGUGGAUUCUUUCUUUUGCUUUGUUUUUAUAAAUAUUCAUUUUAUAUGGGCCAACUGUCACUUCACAGAAAUCUUGGAUGAGCAGGUGACUGCCGUUCAGCGGGACAUUGUUGUUCUUUUCCCUUUUGGAGUGAAUGUUUUGAGAGUUAUGAAGCUUUUCCUCUAUUAAAAACGCUUGAUCCAGAAUGUACACAGUCACACAACAAUUAUCAUUUUUUCAUUUUUACACUUCUCUUGUUUUUUUUUGAGUGUUCUAAAACGAAAUGUAAAUAUCCAGUGAUUACUGUGGACUUCUGAAUAUAUCCUUCACACUCUGUGUUCUGUGUGUGUAAUGUUUUAUCCUCAGAAAUACAGAUACUAUUUUCACCAGGUACUGAAGGCUUGCAGUACUUUUUUGUAUGUGUUUUUUUCCUCCUGUCUGUUGCUGGGUUUUUAAAAUCUAGUGUUUAAAAAUUUGCUCUACCUCUAGAAUUUUUUUGUAGGUCUCCCAUCCUAAAAGAAGGCCCACUAUCAAUGUUUUUUUUUUUAAUAAAGAAGAGAAGAAAACAGAAGUGGAUUUGAAGUUUUAGACUAUAUUUGUGCCAGAGCAGGACGAUAAUUCUCACGCUCCUAUUCUUGGUUUUAUUUUUUCUUAUCUUUAUUUUUUUACUCAAAUUGUCUCUAAUGUUCUCCAGCAAGGCACAUUUGUAGAGUUUGUCAUUUGUCUGAAAUAAAAGAAUUACCAUUUUU